GGGAUACUCUCACUUCGAUGUUUUCUACACAAAAGCUGUCGAAAGAGAAUUGAGCAGUAGAUCGCCGACAAGCUCGGUGUUGAGCAAAUCAUGAAAGUUCAGCACGUCUCUGUGGCUGUGCUCUGGCUGGCCCAUGUUCCCAGGGGAAUAGCUGCUCUUGACCAGGUCAUCUUGAAAGACGCAUCCGUGACUCCAAGAGCUCCCAAGAAUGUUGCUAUCAUAGGCGCUGGAAGUGCUGGAUCUUCCACAGCAUAUUUCUUACGGAAAUACAGUAAACAGCGAGACAUUCCCCUCAACAUCACAGUUUACGAACGUGAUGGUCAUAUUGGCGGACGGUCAACUACAGUCGGCGUAUAUGGGGACGAUCAGAACCCCGUCGAGCUUGGGGCGUCCAUCUUUGUUGAGGUGAACCAAAACCUCGUCAAUGCUGCCAGGGAAUUCAACUUGUCCACAUCCGGCAUCCGUGAGCUUCAUAGCGAAGGUCCAGCGCUUGGUAUAUGGAAUGGCCGAGAGUUUGUUUAUACACAAGCCUCUGGUGGAAGCUGGCGAGAUACUGCAAAACUCUUUUGGAAGUAUGGUCUUGCUCCGCUCAAAACUGUGAAUUUGAUGAAGGCUACAGUUGGGAAGUUCCUCAAGAUGUACGAGGAGCCAUAUUUCCCCUGGAAGUCACUAUCGCAAGUUGCAUAUGAUCUCGGCUUGACAGACGCUACCGCCUUUACCGGAGAACAGUUUCUUGAGAAGAAUGGUAUCGGAAAGCUUUUCGCACAAGACAUCAUCCAGGCUAGCACACGGGUCAACUACGCACAAAAUUUGCCGCUGAUCCACGGACUGGAGUCGAUGGUUUGUAUGGCUACCGAUGGAGCACAAGCAAUUGAGGGUGGCAACUGGCAGAUAUUCUCGCAUAUGCUAGCUGCUGCUGAGGCGAAUGUGUAUCUCAACAGGACGGUUGACAAAGUAUCCAAGCUCGACGAGUCGGCGUAUGUCAUAUCUUCGAAGGGAACACCAAUAGAUUCUGAACAGCAGGUCUUUGACGAAGUGGUUUUGGCUGGACCUUAUCAGUACUCCAACAUCGAUUUCGACCCCGAACCUCGUCACCUGCCGGACUCGAUUCCGUAUGUACAACUGCACGUCACACUCUUCACAUCGAAACACAAACUCUCGCCAGGAGCAUUCAAUCUGCCGUCUGAUGAGUUAGUUCCUCAGGUGGUUUUGACCACGCUCCCUCCAGGCGAGCACCACGGCAACGGUGCCGAGGGAGUAGGAUCGCCUGGCUUCUUCAGUAUCUCCCUUCUGCGCCCCAGUAUGGAUACACGUGGAAACAGGGACAAGCUCGAAUACGUGUACAAGGUGUUUUCGCCUAUGCCUCUGAACGAAACCUUCAUAGCCAACAUACUGGGAUUGGCCAAGGACGAGUCGGUCAGUGAAGAGGAUGUUAGCUGGAUGUAUCGGAAAGUUUGGCACAGCUAUCCCUACGAGUAUCCACGAGUUACAUUCGAAGAAUUGCAGCUAGACGACGGCCUCUGGUACACAGCAGGCAUCGAAAGUUUCAUCAGCACAAUGGAAACGAGCAGUCUGAUGGGCAAGAAUAUCGCCAGACUGAUGGUCGAUGGUUGGAAAGAGUGAGAAGAUGGACAGAUGUGUAGUCUGUCUCGCAAAGUAUCCAAGACCAUUCCCUCACUCACAUGAAUGAAAUGACAAGAUUGCAGCACGCAUUCAGUAGAGUGAGAAGAAUACAAAGUACCUAGGAUGUUACGCCAAGAAGUAGUAUAGUCGGACCGAGUGCACGGUGGGGUGGGGUGCACAAGCCCAAUGUUUGUUUGCUCUGUUUGGCAAGCAGCAGCAUUGACGAGAAACAAUAAUGAUCAAGGGC
Molecule: messenger RNA, 1870 nt
Organism: Aureobasidium subglaciale EXF-2481
Lineage: Eukaryota; Fungi; Ascomycota; Dothideomycetes; Dothideales; Saccotheciaceae
Exons: 2
Coding region: 91-1623 (510 amino acids)
Biological process (GO): prenylcysteine catabolic process; prenylated protein catabolic process
Molecular function (GO): prenylcysteine oxidase activity
Source: RefSeq, a predicted model, not a curated record